Messenger RNA from Prorocentrum cordatum, 2223 nucleotides. The record is from the annotation of a GenBank genome assembly. Lineage: Eukaryota; Dinophyceae; Prorocentrales; Prorocentraceae.
AUGGCGCACUCCGGUAUCGCCGCGCUCGUGGCCGCCUUCGCCGCUGGCCUGGUGGCCUGCCAGCUAAGCAGCGCCUUCGUGGCGACGCCUCUUGGUCGGCGUGGGCUUGAUAGCCACAUGGAGCCGGCCCCGGUUUCCGCGGCUCCCGGCGCGGCUCCCGCCUCUCAGUCGGCGGCGCCCGUCGGAGUCGGCCUUACAAUGAUCGGGGCGUCCGUGGCCUUCGCCCUGCUCGCCAGGGGUGCGCUGUCCAGCGCUGGCAGGGAGGCGCGCGCGCAGGGCCCCGCGCAGCACAGGGUCGUGAUGGCGGCGUUCGAGAGCGAGCUGGGCGUGCAGGACCCCGUGGGCUUCUGGGACCCGGCCGGGUUCACGGCGGAUGGUAGCACGGAGAACUUCGCCAGGAGGCGCCAGACAGAGCUCAAGCACGGCCGCGUGAGCAUGCUGGCGACGAUGGGUUACAUCACGCCCGAACUCACCGGCAAGCUGCCCGGCUACUUGUCGCCGUCGGCUGGCCUGAAGUUCGCGGACAUCCCGAAUGGGCUCGGGGCGAUCUCCAAGGUUCCCGCGGCGGGCUGGGCGCAGAUCGUGGCGUACGGCGCGUUCUGCGAGCUGUCCCAGGACCAGUCCGCUGGCACCGCUGCCGCCGCAGGCGACUUCGGCUUCAAGGUGCUGACGUCCAGUGACGCCGGGGAGAAGCAGAAGAAGUUGGCGGCAGAGAUCGCCAACGGUCGCCUGGCCAUGAUGGCUAUCAUCGGAAUGUUUUUCCAGGACGGCUUGACCGGCUCCGCGUGGGGCGACUGGGCGCUCUACACCGGAUCCCCGCUGCGCGCGUUCGAGAGCGAGCUGGGCGUGCAGGACCCCGUGGGCUUCUGGGACCCUGCCGGGUUCACGGCGGAUGGUAGCACGGAGAAUUUCGCCAGGAGGCGCCAGACAGAGCUCAAGCACGGCCGCGUGAGCAUGCUGGCGACGAUGGGUUAUAUCACGCCCGAAAUCACCGGCAAGCUGCCCGGCUACUUGUCGCCGUCGGCUGGCCUGAAGUUCGCGGACAUCCCGAAUGGGCUCGGGGCGAUCUCCAAGGUUCCCGCGGCGGGCUGGGCGCAGAUCGUGGCGUACGGCGCGUUCUGCGAGCUGUCCCAGGACCAGUCCGCUGGCACCGCUGCCGCCGCAGGCGACUUCGGCUUCAAGGUGCUGACGUCCAGUGACGCCGGGCAUGAUGGCUAUCAUCGGAAUGUUUUUCCAGGACGGUUUGACUGGCUCCGCGUGGGGCGACUGGGCGCUCUACACCGGAUCCCCGCUGCGCGCGUUCGAGAGCGAGCUGGGCGUGCAGGACCCCGUGGGCUUCUGGAGCUCAAGCACGGCCGCGUGAGCAUGCUGGCGACGAUGGGUUACAUCACGCCCGAAAUCACCGGCAAGCUGCCCGGCUAUUUGUCGCCGUCGGCUGGCCUGAAGUUCGCGGACAUCCCGAAUGGGCUCGGGGCGAUCUCCAAGGUUCCCGCGGCGGGCUGGGCGCAGAUCGUGGCGUACGGCGCGUUCUGCGAGCUGUCCCAGGACCAGUCCGCUGGCACCGCUGCCGCCGCAGGCGACUUCGGCUUCAAGGUGCUGACGUCCAGUGACGCCGGGGAGAAGCAGAAGAAGUUGGCGGCAGAGAUUGCCAACGGCCGCCUUGCCAUGAUGGCUAUCAUCGGAAUGUUUUUCCAGGACGGUUUGACUGGCUCCGCGUGGGGCGACUGGGCGCUCUACACCGGAUCCCCGCUGCGCGCGUUCGAGAGCGAGCUGGGCGUGCAGGACCCCGUGGGCUUCUGGGAUCCUGCCGGGUUCACGGCGGAUGGUAGCACGGAGAACUUCGCCAGGAGGCGCCAGACAGAGCUCAAGCACGGCCGCGUGAGCAUGCUGGCGACGAUGGGUUACAUCACGCCCGAAAUCACCGGCAAGCUGCCCGGCUAUUUGUCGCCGUCGGCUGGCCUGAAGUUCGCGGACAUCCCGAAUGGGCUCGGGGCGAUCUCCAAGGUUCCCGCGGCGGGCUGGGCGCAGAUCGUGGCGUACGGCGCGUUCUGCGAGCUGUCCCAGGACCAGUCCGCUGGCACCGCUGCCGCCGCAGGCGACUUCGGCUUCAAGGUGCUGACGUCCAGUGACGCCGGGGAGAAGCAGAAGAAGUUGGCGGCAGAGAUUGCCAACGGCCGCCUUGCCAUGAUGGCAUCAUCGGAAUGUUUUUCCAGGACGGUUUGA